UAUUCAUUAAUUAAAUAGCUUAGUCCAUGUAGGCCUCAAUUUGCGCUGUUGAGCAGGCAGCGGGUGGCGUAAUACUGGAUGCCCGAUUGGAAGCCCAUAAUCUGUGGGGAGAAGUCUGGAGAGACGGUGUGCAGUGAAAGCAACGAGGUGUGGUUGUGCCCCCUGUGUCAACAAGGGUUACCAGACAGGGGCUCCCUUUCUCUGCACCUGUCUGACAGUCAUAGUGUGCUCCCUAACUGUGUAGACAAGCUGCUGGACAUUGCUGCUCCCAAACAGGGGGCGAGUGGAGUGGACGGGGACACCGAUGUUCAGCAUGACGCAGAUGCUCCGUCAUUACAGCUGGAGCUUUUAGAAGCCUCCUCCGCCUCCCUCUCAGACUCGUGUCAUAAUAAUGAGAACACUGACGGACCCCAACAUAAUUCCGACAGUAGGCACACUCUCAUUGGGUCUGGAGACAAAGGUAAAGAGAUGGAUAAGGAGGCAGAGGGAGCUAGAGACCUGGAGGGAGGUGGAGUUGUCUUUGAGACGCAUCAGGAGAGCGAGAUCAGUCCACAGAAACACCUGACAACAAUGAAGAGUCAAGGGGUACAAAUUGUGUAAUGGCUGAAGGCGAUGACAGUCCUCCAUUCAAGUGUAAUGCGUGCUUAGAGGCUUUUCCUACCAGAACCGCAUUAAGUGUUCACUACAACUCUGCAUCCCAUGUGCAACGGAUGAGAACAGGAUCCCUCAAACAGGGUGGUGAAAAUGGGACCCCAGCCGCUCCCUCAGUCCCUUUUCUGUCUCGGCCAUAUCUAUCAAACAAGCCCUACCAGUGCACUGUGUGUCGUGUCUCUUACAACCAUGCCAUCACCCUGGAGAGUCAUUUGAAAUCUGUUUUGCACCAGACUCGUAGCAGAAAUGCAGGAAUCUCUGCCAACAGCGCAGGUGGAAAUUCAGGAAGGACCAAUAUGGCUACUAACUUAGUUGUUACGUCUGGGGGCAGUGCUGCACAGUUGGUUAGCACCCCCAGCAGCAAUUGUGUCACCCCGGCAAGCCUGGCUGCUGCAGCAAUGACUAACAAAGAUGGAGAUGCAAUUCAAACCCAGGCGUCUCCCUCACUGCUUUCCUCCCCUGUGACCUCUGCUCAGGCAGUCUCUGCUUUUCUCACCCUCCUCACGUCCAACCCAAGCUCUAUCUCACACUCCCUCCUCCCCUCCCUCCUCCCCUCUCUGUUUGCGGCUGGUGCAUCCCCUGCCACGGCCUCACCUCAGCUCGUAACCCAGACUCAGAUGCUCAUCCCCUUUAUCCUGAAUGGGCUCCAAACACAAAGCCAGAGACUAAACCCAGAGCUUCUGACCCAGUCAAUACCCCUACUAGGUCUCAAUGCUGCCCAGCAAGCUAUUCUGGCCCAAAGACUCAGUAGCUUACAGAACCAGUGGCCCGCUGUCGGUCUCCAAGCAAUCUCACAAGCCUGUUCAGAAGACAGCCAAACAAACAAGAGCAAAGUGAAGCAAGAUACAAACGAGGUGACAGCUGAGGAGAAAGGAUCACUUAAGGCUGCGAAGGAGGACAGUUGGUCCAUGGAAUCUGGUGAUGGAGAAAGAGAGAUUUGUGAGGAGGAUGGUAAGGGAUAUGCACAAGAGCAUCUCAGCACCUUAGUAGGCAAAAAUAACAGGGCUGAGUCAUGCAUGAUAGAUGGAGAUAUUGAAAUGAAAGAGAGCACAACAGAGAGCGGGAACUCAGCAGGUCACAUGGGGCCAGAUGAGAAAGGGGGGGACAAUGACAAGUGUAGUGACCGCUCACCGUCUGUUAGCAGCAACUCAAGCCUAAGUCCUACCACUUUAAAUCUUUUGCUUAGCCCUGAUUCUACCCCUCAAAAAUCUGAAGUUGGCACAAGCCCUUAUGCCUCUGUCUGCUCCCCGGAGUCUAGCCCCUCUAAACGCACCUUAAAUUCCCCCGAUUCAACUCGUCGCCCUGCUCAUUUCAGGGCUCGCCACUUCUCAGGCCCCCCGAUGCUGUCAGAGUUCCAGAUACAGGUUAUGCGUGCGUUUCUGGAGUCGCGUAGCGAGGCUGAUGCGGCCAGUCCUCCCCGUGACGACUGCGAGUCGUUGGGCAGGGAGGUGGGGCUCACCGAGGUGGAGGUACGCAAGUGGCUCACCGACGCCCGACGAGCCAAAGAGCGGCAGAUAGCUGGGGGAACAGAGCGCGUGAGCAGCAUUGCAGGCUAUGGUAAAAAAUACAAGGGUCUUGAUAACGACGAGGAGGAAGGUUGUCUUACAAUAGAUGAGACCGAGGGUGGGGUCAGCGAUGAGGCCUCUGGCAGUCACGCGAUGGAUUUGUCAAAUAGUGGAGGGCGUAAAGAGAUGGGGAAGGAGAGCCAAGGGGACUCGUGUCUGACCUCAGACAAUGAAGAAUUUUACACCUCUGUCAUUGUGAGUGAUGAGGACAGCCUGAGUGGCUCCAUGAGGCAGGGGCCAGGCAGCCCUGCUAAAGAGGAGGCUCUGGUAGAACUGUCAGGAGACAAGGGUUCAGGAGGAAAGGUGUUGCGCUCCACCACUGUGUUCCUCUCAGACGCUGAGGAUGACGAUGAUGCCGAGGAGGCCGCAGCUCAGAGAGCAAAGAGAAGAAAGAGAAAGAGGGAGUUGGAACGGGAGGAGGUAGAAGUUAAGAAGGAGAGACUAGACCCCGACGUGGAUUUACAACUAGAGGCCCAAGCUGAUCCUCCUUCCCACCUUCCCGUCACCAUUGACCAUCAACAGCUUCCAAGUGGUAUUCUACGCUCCCUCCCUCUGUCUCUGUCCCUCACUCCAUUCUCUAAUCAGUUCCAUAGCCCUUAUGUUCUCUCUCUCCCUCCCUCAGUGGUUGGGCUCGGGGUUGCAGAAGGAGAUGGAGGCAAAGUACCUGCCUUUCCAAACCCCCCUAACAUCACCCGGUUCUCUGACCCUCUCAUCACAUCAUCCCUCUCCUCCCAUACCCACACCUCCCACUACAUGUCUAAUGGAGGAGACUGUGAGGCUGCUUUAGAUCUCAGCAUUGGGAAAAGCAACAGCUCAACAUCUUAUUCCUCCACGUCUCUCACGGGUGACAAGACUUCAGCACAAAAGGGCCGUCUGCUUGAUGGACUCGGUCUAAGGCCCACAUCUUUUGGGGUACCUGGGGAAGGGAGACUCAUUGUGGUCAAGGUCAAACCUGAGCAAGCGACUUCCAACAGCAGUGGAAUUGUCAGUGGGAAUAACAUGGCCAAGGCCAGUACUGUCUACAUGAGAGAGAAAGAGGAGAGGGACCAGAAAGGCAGGCCCAAAGCACGGCGGUACCGCGACAUGAGACGUUCCAGGACCAUCAUCCAGGCUGAGCAGCUAAAUGUGCUUUAUGGCUGCUAUUUCAAAGACCCAAAUCCUGGGAAACACGAGUUUGAGCAGAUAUCAGAGUGGGUCCAUCUCCCAAAGAAAGUUGUACAGAUUUGGUUCCAGAACAUGCGGGCUAGGGAGCGCAAGGGUGAGGUUCGCUUCAUCAGUGAUGGCACUCUGGCAGCAGUGGGCAAACCACUCAUCAAGUUCACCUGGCCACUGUCACAACCCAUCUUCUCCAGCACCCCCAAAUCAAACUCCAACAGCAGCGUCUCAACUGUAGCCAAUCCAGUACGGGCCAUCCCAAAGAUGGAGGUGAAGAAGGAGGAAAAUGUAAAAAAAACAGUUCCAAACAGGCCCAAGGAGGUGGGCUCUUCCAUUUCCUCCGUGAGCAGCAGUGUGUCUGCAGUGCCAAAAACCAAAAUGGAGGUGACAAACAAUGUCACAAUGGUCAAAAUCGCCCCCAAAAGCAUCGCUCCAUCUCCCCCUGUCGUCCCCAAGGAAACCCGACCUACCCCGCCUCGCCCCCUUCCCAAACAUGCGCCUCAAGAGGAAGUUGGGGAAGAUGAUGAUGAAGUGGAUGAUCGUAACCAAGCGAAGCCACUCGCCAGGCCAGGAUCCACCAACCGCAUGGUGCCAAAACUGCCCUCGACGCCAAUUAGCAAGUCUCCUGCUGCGACGUCACAAAAGCAAAAUGGGCUCAAUUACUGGUCGGCCAAGGGCCCCUUUAAGAUCAACACACUGUCUAGGGAACAGUUGGGUCUGUCAGCACCCCGUACCUUCACAGCUGUCGGUGCAGCUGCUGCCCCCACUGCCAUCACCAUUUCUGCCACGUCCUCUGCUCCUGCUGCUGCCACGGCAACUACCACCCCCACCACCACCACCACAACAGCAAGCGCAAGUAAUCAAACCACAGUCAGCAUUGUCACCAUCGCUAAGACCUCUCCAUCGGAGAGCAGCUUCCUGCACCACUCCACCACCCGCAGGCCACGCACACACCUGUCCUGCCUGCAGCUGUCCAUCCUGCAGUCAUGCUAUGAGACGUGCGCCCACCCUAACGCCAUGGAGUGUGAGGCGGUAGGGACAGAGCUGGGGCUGCCGCUCAAGGUGGUCCAGAUCUGGUUCCAGAAUACCCGCGCCAAGGAGAAACGCUGGAGGCUGCAGCAGGAGAAACUGUCUCCUGUGUCGUCAGAUCCCUCCAAGACGAUUGACAUGAGCUCGGGCAGCUACCUGCAGUACAAUGCUCUGCGAGCCCACCGUCCCAUCCUUCCCAAACCGGUUCAGCUGACCGUCCUGGAGCCCUCUUCUCCCCCAGCCGGGGGCCAGCCUGCAGGCCGAGAGACGCUGAGAGGCAAGUGCCAGGCCUGCAACACAGGCUUUGAGUCCAGAGCAGCAGCAAGGUCCCAUGUCUUCUCCCUUCGACAUUUAGCCACUCUGAGAACCACUAACUUUGGCCAGCCAGCGACCAUCAUCAACAAUAAAUCUGAUAGCGGGUCUAUUUCUGUUUCCGCCUCCGGGUCUUGUGUGGAGGACCCAUCAGCUUCCCCACCCUUACCCAGCAGCACCAGCUAAGGCACCCAUCAGUGCUGGUAAAGACUGGACCCAUUGGGCUCCUUAAAUGUUUAUAAACACAUUGGGCACUGGUCCUCCAAGCUAAUAUUCUUUAAUGUGUGAUGGAACGGCCCAGUCACCUACCACCCUUGCUCCCUCGCAUUGGAUGUCUUUCUCCCGAGUUCUUGUGUCCAAACUGGAUACACUGUUGUCACACUGCUUCACCAAAAGUUAUCAAAUGAGUGAACAUUUACCAGUCCCUUAUAUUGUCCUGGGCUGCGGUUAUAAUCUUGUCCUUAACCAUCCUGGCCCAGUUUUUAAAUCACUCUUAUAAUACUUGUGUAUUAUCCCUAAAGACUGUGCUUAUGCAAAAAAAAAACAAUUAGGCCAUUAUCUGACUGACUAAAAAAAGACUGCUGGGAUUACUUGUAACUGUAUAGAGUUGGACCAGAAAUGAGAAGUAGCUCUGUUUUUUAGUGGCGUUGAACUUGCCAUCUUGAUUGUGUGUCACUACAAGCUUUCUGUAUGGAUACAGGUGGCGUGUGUUCAGAUGGUGUAUGCUACUUCACAU
Messenger RNA from Oncorhynchus masou masou (cherry salmon), 5448 nucleotides. Its product is annotated as zinc finger homeobox protein 2-like. The coding region runs from base 600 to 4898 and encodes 1432 amino acids. Lineage: Eukaryota; Metazoa; Chordata; Actinopteri; Salmoniformes; Salmonidae. Gene Ontology annotation, biological process: regulation of transcription by RNA polymerase II. The record is from RefSeq and is a predicted model, not a curated record. Gene Ontology annotation, molecular function: DNA-binding transcription factor activity, RNA polymerase II-specific; RNA polymerase II cis-regulatory region sequence-specific DNA binding. The transcript is spliced from 5 exons. Gene Ontology annotation, cellular component: nucleus.